GGACUCUGAUGAGGCAAACGUCGUAUGCAGAGAGCUUGGUUACGGUGCAGCAACAACGCCACGAACAUCUGAGUUUGGUGAGGGACCUGCCUUGUUUCAAUCAACAUAUGACACAAAUUGUAAUGGGGAUGAACUGAGUAUUUUCAACUGUUUCCGGAGAUUUCCCCAAGGGCACCCCACUAGCUGCAGUUCCUCGAUAGGAAUACGCUGUCACGCCCUGAUGACGUCGGUAUCACCUCGCCUGAGCUGUGCUUCCAACAAAUGGGGAGGAAUUAGAUCCAUCAGCCAGCAGGAAUUCGAAGUUACGCACGCAGUCAUCGCACAUACCGGACGACUCCAUGGCAGAUUAAGCAGUGCCAUCUAUCUACAUGGUUCAGAAAUCAGCAGAAGCAUUUCUAAUGUACAGAUACAUAAUUGUGAGGGAACAGGCAUCAAUGCUACUGGAAAAUAUACGUAUGAUGUAGCAAAUGUUACUGUUCAUUCCUGUCACGGUGAAGCCGGUAUAUCUGUGGAACGAGCGACCGUCACAAAGAAUCUUAUUUACAAUAACACGUUUUAUGAAGGAGCAAUCACAGUUACUGCAACAUCAACACUUUAUGAAGCAGCAACCACAGUUAUUGCAACAUCAACAGCAGAUACUCGUUGUGGCACACCCCUUGUCUUCAGUAAUCUCAGCGCAACUUUUGCAAGUCCAAACUUCGGAACCUCUUCAUACCCAACAUACAGUCGAUGUGAAUGGCUCAUUGGAGCUCCUGUAGGGCACAUCAUUGUACUGGACUUCCUUAUUGUUGACCUAGGCUACGGCACUCAAGUAACGGUGUAUGACGGACACGAUAUAACCUCUUUAUCACUUGCAACAUAUGAUCGCUACUCCCCAUUCCCGAGUGAUUCUAUCACCUCAACAGGAAACAGCAUGUUCAUAGUUUUCAGGAGCGGUUCGUAUUCAGGUCAAGGUUUUCUGGCAAAGUACCAAAUAGACUCCCCUUCUGUGUGGAGAAUCGACAACAACAUCGUUAAAGACAACUUCGGCACGGCUGUAAAAAUAACGUCACCAGCAUCAGCUUCUGUAAUCGACGUUCUUUGCAACAUCUUCGAAAACAACCAAGAACACCAGACAAAUGACGGAGAGGGAGUUAUCAGUGUGACCCCUGAGCGAUCUAAUAUAACAGUGAGAGGAAAUGUGUUACGAAACAGUAAAAUGAAGGGCGUAGUCAUCGAUAUUCGGCGGCAGCUGAGAGGCAACGUAGCAGUAAUAGACAACAUGUUUCUAAAUGGCAGGAAAACGACGUUGACGGUGCGUGGACAAUAUCACACAUCCGGCCAAACGCCCGUGAUGGUCAGCAACAACUUCUUCUCGGGAAAUGACGCUACUGAGUCUGAUAAAGUACUGUUCUUUGAUCAAGCACCAGGCAUAGUUGAAAAUAACACCUUUGUCAACAACUCAGUUCGUCAUAUUAUAGAAUGGAACAAUCGCUAUAGUUCCGACGAACAAGAGCUAUCCAACAAUUUCAUUUAUGACAACGCGCCGUUAAUGCCAGGGGAAAAAUAUGUCAUGGUAGUUUCCGGGAGAAAUGCUCAGAUACACGGGAAUGUCUUUACGAAUCCUGCAUUCGACGCAGAACUAGCAACAUCGACCCUCACGUCAUCAUACCCAGUCAACGCUACCAGCAACUUCUGGGGUUUCAGUUCAGCUCAUCUUAUCUCAAGACGAAUUCGAGAUAAAAACGAUGACGAGACCUGGGCUGAAGUCAUGUACGAUCCAUGGAUGGCAGUUCUUCCUGCAGAUGGUCCCUGUCCCCUCGGAUGGAAGUACAUCAAGCAACUCCGCACCUGUUACAUGUACCACGGUGGAUCUCAGGAUUGGCUGGGCGCAGCUCAUUCCUGCAAGAUUCGACAUGCAGUAAUUGCCAAGUCAUUUACGGUCCAGGAGUUAGCGUUGAUUGACAUCAUGAUCAGAGCCAGAGAACUUGAUUUCGUAUCCGCUAUACCCAUCUGGAAGGACGGACCUGACUAUAUGGAAAAUUCGACACAACGGUGCGAAAUACAUCUACCGUCGAAUGGGUCACUCACAAUGUUUGCUGACUGUGGCGCCUUCCAUCCCUUCAUCUGCAAGCGGCCAGUAGUUGAUGACUGCCCGAACGCUUGUUCCUACCACGGAAGCUGCAUGGGAAGAACGUGUAUCUGUGACAGAGGCUGGAAGGGAGAGGACUGUUCUAAGCCAAACUGCAACGAACGGAAUGACUGUGGAGAGUUUGGCACCUGUGUUGGACCCAACAUAUGCAGAUGUAGAAAUGGAUGGCAGGGUCGUGCAUGCACGGUCAGCUACUGCAACCGUUUCACCACUUGUAAGUCGUGCUCUAUGGCAGUUGGAUGUGGAUGGUGUGACCAGAGGCAGAGUUGUGAAUCUGGGCUGUACAGAGGUCCUGACGUCAUGCCCUGUAACACAUGGUUCUAUCACAGUUGUUUCACCGUGGGAGAGAAAGAAGGUUGCUCUGGUGACAUCGAGGUUGUAGACUGUGAACAUCGACAGUGCAACAAGGCACUCUCAACGACGACAGUAGAGUCAUGUCUAAGAUGCCAGGACGUUGAAGGAUGUUUCAAAGACACGGUUGACGGCUUCUGCAAAGUGUGGAAUGAAGAUCAGUGUCCAAAGGGUUUCAUCUACCCACUGUACAACGACACCACGCGUAUUGAGAAGAUUCUCAUCGGCCAUAACCUCGAGUACGUCCCGCUGGAAGGCAACAUCUUGUACCGGUGUCCUGUCCGCUUCUCCAGCUGGGGAGCCACCAUGUUUGUGAAUGAAGGGGACCUGGACAUCCGGAUCGGUCAGGUGCUGUCCAGUCCCCAGGCAAACGGUGUACUACACAAGGUCGAACAAGUCCUAAAGACAGACAGUUACACCGUGAUAGUGGCGCACCCUGCUACUCUGGAGGACAUGUUGGAUUACAGUGACUUCAGCCAGGAGGUUCAGCUGGAGAUGGCUGUGGACAUGAAGAGGAACGAGGGAGCUCCUGAACUGUCUGAGGUGGAAAGGGUGCUGGGUGGAAACGGGACACUCAAUGGAAGCACUGUUCGUGUCAUCACGGAAGAUGCCCCAGUCUACAAGUGUAUUGGAUCCCGGGCUAUGAAUGAAGGAGAGGGCAGCUACCAUCUGCUGAUGAGAGAUCUCCCUGCCAACCUGUCAGUUGGUGACGUCAUUGUCAGUAACCAUAGCAACGGGAUACUGGAGCAGGUUAUCCAACAGACAACAACACCUUACGGAGUCUUCAUUCAAACUCUGCUGCAGAAUUGCUUCACAACUUUCAACUUCCGAGAGGACCUGAAAACAACGUACGGAGUAACCCUCCCUGCUUCCCUGCCGUGUUCGGGCGGACCGGAGGGCGCACACGGGCUGCUCAUCGUGGACUCUGCGGGAAGAGAAGUGGACCUGGAGACUGGUGACGUGGUGGUGGGGAGAAGGAGUGGCAGGCUGCUGGCAAAGGUUCUGAAUAUCACUCCUAUGGCUGACUACACUUUAGUAGAAGUUGAGCCUAUCCUGAGCAGGUCCACCAUGGCCGUGCCGUUAAGAAGAAGACGACGAGAGGGUGUUACUGCAUCUCCACCCAGGCGUAGUUUAGACGUCGUCAUAGGAGACCAAUUCUCGUACGCCACCGAUAGUUAUAAUAUCGAACUAUCAACGAGUGCCAAAUUCACAGCUGGAAUCAAGAUCUCGCUUGCAGUGUCGACGUCGGAAUUUCGAACACCUACGCUUAUCAGCGCCAAAGCUUCCUUUAUUGAUGGACGGCUAGAAGUAGGACUGGAGGGCUCUCUAGACAUUUCGGAGAGUACAAGGGCCAGAAGUGGAUUCAGGAAGGAACUGUAUCCUAUCCAUGUCUCUCUGUGUGUAAGCAGUACACUGUGUAUACCGGCUAAGAUAUGGGCGAACAUUGACACAUCGUAUGAAAUCUACGCUGAGGGUCCAGGCAGUAUCCAAAUGUCCUCUACCGUGGUGAAACCAAACAUUGACGGUGGAGGAAGCUGGCAACCACAAGAAGGAGCCCAGUGGUUCUCGUUUGACCUGAAUGAGGAAUCCGGUAGUGCAAAUAUCGUGAUAUCGUCCUAUUCGGGAACUUCGACCGAAAAAGACCAUCUCAACGUGUUGGAGCUAAAAGUCAAACCGACGUUCUUCAUCGAGUUUCCCACAUCUGGAGAAAGUGAAGUUGAGGGGUUCACGAUACCAAUAGAUGUAACUAAUCAAGGGGACACAUUUGGGUACAGUAUCACCACCUCCAUUCAGUCACAAGCGCUCCUGCGUGUGUCAGCCCAAUCCUGUUCUACUGAGUGCCCGUAUUCAGACAGACCACAGUACGUUGGGGUCACGUCAUCGUUGGACUACCUAAAGGGGGCGUUCAACGUAAUAGUUGGAAACGACGAUUACUAUGAAGACCAACUAUGGAGACGUGAAGAGUGGAUGGACUUUGACAGAGAUUGUAGACCACAUCCGUCAAGUAUUGAUACCUGUAGGGACAGCAUGUGUGUAUGUGGUGAAGCAACAGGAAUACAACAGCCUACGAACGAGAGCUUCUGCAUGUGUCCUUGUAACUGUUCAAGUGGAGACCAAAGCUUCACGCAUCCAGAUACUGACGGAUGUAACUGUGAGUUGUGUCCCGAUGGAGACUUUAAAACAGUAAACAGUCAGGGACAUCUACACUGCCCAUGUCUGUGUCCUGACAACAGCACAUCGGAACUGACCAGCGAUGGAACAUGUGACUGUUCCUGCACCUGCCCAGAUGGUAGCAGGGAUGUGGUGCUGAGUGACGGCAGCUGUCCGUGUAAGUGCACCUGUAACAACUGCCACGAGUCGGUUCUGGGUCCUCAUGGCUGCAUCUGUUCUGACAGCUGUCCUGACUGUGAGAAUGAUGAGGAACCCGAGUGGCAAGACUGUGUGUGUAAGUGUCCACAGAAGACAGAGUGCGGGAUCCCACCUACAUGUGUGGUGGGGAGGAUGGGGCCGGACUGUAGACAGCCAGACUGCAGGCCGUGCCAAGGAUGCUCAGGGAACGGCCGGUGCAUCACAUCAACACACAGCUGCCAGUCAUCCUGUGUCUGUUCGCCUCAGUGGUUCGGUGACUGUUGUGAGCUGCGCCGUCCUCGUCCUAUUGGAGGAGACCCUCAUUUCAAGACAUUAGAUGGAAAGCCAUACGACUACCAUGGUAUCGGUGAGUUCUGGGACUGUAAGAGCGUGUCGAAUGACUUCGGCGUACAGACCCGGAUGUACGCGUAUGAAAGGGCUUCUCUGAUUGGUGGAGUUGCAGUGAAGGCUGGGCACAGCGUUGUCACUCUGAUGACAUCAUCAAAUGCAACAGAAAAGGACGUCCCCAAUAUCAGGAUCGACGGUGAACUGUGUCAACUAUCUGUCGGAGAGAAGUAUCUCCUAAACAAUGGGACAAUACAUCUGCUGGCUCAGCAACCUUCUACAAACGCUACGGAGUCAGGGGCCGUUAUCACCGUGUCCCUUACCUUUGCAUCAGGAUCAACUGUGUCCUUUGACAUCCGGUACUCACCAAAGAUGGGCCGCCAGUUUGUCAACAUUUUGUUCAGCCCCACUGCGAUGUUCAAGGGCAACACGGAGGGACUGUGUGGGCUCAUGGAUGACGACGAUGCCAAUGACUUCACUGGUCCGGACGGCGCUGUGCACAAUGACACUUCUGUAUUUGCUGAAACCUGGCGGAUAAAUAAAACCCACCACGGCUCUGGUCUGAUGGGGUCCUGGUCAUGGAACUCUUCUAACUUCCAUCCUGAUGACGUCAUGGACCCUGCCUAUUCUGACCCGAACCACCGCCCUUCUGUCGGCAUAGAUGGACUGACUCAGGAGGAAAAGGAAAAAGCUGAAGAAAUGUGCAUCGCUCUCGGGUUGACCGGAACCCUUCUAAAUGAAUGCAUCUUUGAUGUGUCAAUCACCAACGACACAACCUUUACUGAGCAGGAGGUCUUUAAAGGUUGCCCAAACCAGUGUUCCGGUAGGGGUCGCUGUGUAAACGGAAGCUGUGACUGUAUAACGGGCUGGUCUGGUGAAGACUGUAACGUUGGAAACUGCACAGACUGCUCCGAGGAUCACGGGAGAUGUGAGCUGGGAUUCUGUAGGUGCGAGCCAGGAUGGGAGGGAGCAGCCUGUGAUCAACCAGCGACAUGCUAUGCUGUACAAAACUGCACCAGCGUUAUUCACGGGAUUUGCAUAACCACAGAUGUCUGCAGGUGUGAACCAGGGUACAUCGGUGCUGACUGCAGUAAGGUUCCCACGUGCGGAAAUGUUGCUAACUGCACAGACCACGGAGUGUGUGUGGACUACGACACCUGUUUGUGUGAUGAGCAGUGGACAGGUGACAAGUGUGACCAGUUCUCGUGUCAGGCAUUGGAUUACUGCUCCGGACACGGCCGCUGUGUGGACAUUGAUGUCUGCUACUGUGAGCAGGGCUGGACCGGCAGCUCCUGUGUCACACCGGACUGUCCUGAAGUUAACCAGUGUUCCCGCCAAGGAGACUGUGUUGGUCCGAACACCUGCCAGUGUUACAACGGGUAUCAGGGUCUAAACUGCAGCGAAGCCCAGAGUUGUCCCGAGUUGCAAGAAUGCAAUGAAAAUGGGGUUUGCUUCAACAAUUCGUACGGGCGAAAUGAAUGUCGCUGCUAUCCAGGAUUCAUCGGCACAAGUUGCGAUCACCCAGACUGUACUAAACAGAAUAACUGUACUAACCACGGCAGCUGCAUAGAGCCUAACCUGUGUCAGUGUGACAGUGGGUACACCGGGAACGACUGUGCCAACUUCUCUUGUGAAGCACUGCAGUAUUGUUCUGGCCACGGAAACUGUGUGAACUUCGAUACAUGUAGCUGCGAUCCUGGCUGGUCAGGUGGUUCCUGUAACAUUGCAAACUGCAGCAGCAAGGGUGAUUGCUCGCGCUCUAGCCAAGGCACGUGUGUUGCUCCAGACACGUGCGCAUGCCUCCCUGGGUUCCAAGGACAAGACUGCAGUGAAGAGAUGACGCCCAAUGAACACCCACCAGUAUUCCAGAAGGACAAAUAUGAUAUCAUGAUUCCAGAAAACCAGCCCAUUGGCUCACCGAUUCUUACAGUUUUUGCAAACGAUUCUGACAGUGGACGUAACGGUGAGGUCAGGUACAGGCUUGCCCACACAGGUUUGGACAGUGAAAACUUUGCAGUCCAUUCGACUUUGGGGAUCUUAACUUCAGUCGUGGAGUUUGACCUUGAAUCUUUGGAGCACAAUUGGUUCAAUCUCAUCGUCGAAGCAUUUGAUCAAGGGAUGCCGACGCUUACUGGUACAGCCACGAUAACGAUAAACAUAACGGACCAGAAUGACAACAAACCUGUCAUCAGCAUCCCCCCUGAAACCGAGUACAACCUUCAAUCCAUCUCUCCUGUCGGCUUCCCUGUGACUACUGUACAGGCCUCUGAUGCUGACAGGUCCGACGAUAACUCCAAAAUCACCUACGGAAUCACAAGUGUCAGUCCCUUUGUUUCCAUCGAUGCCACAAACGGCAGUGUUACCGUUAGCAGUGCAUUGGAAAGUGGCACGUACGUGGUUAGGGUCAAGGCGUCAGAUAAUGGUUUACCGCCCAAAACAGACGAAGUCACUCUCCGUCUUAUCGUGACCGAAGUAAGCACAAACACAGCUCCACAGUGCCCAGACGAUCAAUUUAUUGAGAUAGAUUCUGGCAAUGUUACAACAGGAUCGACAAUAACAACCAUAGAAGCAGAAGAUCACGACAACGGUCCAGACGGUGACGUUUCCUACAGUUUCAAGUCCAAAAGAGGAGAACUGGCAAGUCUGUUCGGCAUUGACCCGUCAUUAGGUAUAAUCUACGUUGGAACUGAGGUGACACUGGUAAACAACACUUUCUCAGCUGUCUCACUGACAGUUGAAGCCAGAGAUAACGCUGUCGAGUCCAUGUCCUGUGAAACGAACGUCAUUGUAAUAAUAACUUCCCCGGAGUUUAAUGGAACUGUGCCAGAUAACCUGUUCCCCCCAACCACAGCUAAGCCACAGACGACACCGUUCGAUAGAUCUACCGCCCUCCCUACAACUUAUGGUAACAGCACCGCAGCAGUAGUCGAAGCAUUGUACGAUGACACUUUAUACAUCGGAAUCAUCUGUGUUGGCGCAGCAGUCGCCUUUACAGCUACUGUGGUACUGGUGAUUUGUUGUCUUGCAAAGAGACGCGCACAUCAUCAGAAGUACACCUUGUCAACUGGUAAUCAGCAGCCAGGCAAUAUGCUGGUUCCGAGAGCGAUAGCCUGGCAAGAGCCAGACAGACAGACUUACCAGAACCCGGCUUUCGUCAACGAUGCACAAAAAGAAAUCGAUGAUUUCUUACCUCCAGGUUUUAUUGUAGAAUGAUGUAUGUACAAAUUGUUAAGUGAAGUACGGUUCACACGUAAAUGAUCAAUUAGGUUCCCAUAGGUGUGCUUAUUGCAAAUCUUUAAAUGUUGCGUGUCAGUGUGAAGUGUCAGACAUAUAAAAUUUCACCUAAAUGAGUGGGAGCCUAUUCCCUCUGGUGUUGUACAAUGAUCACUAUUAAUAAAAACGUUUGUUUACUACACCGACUGGCGGUCACACAGCGUCAUACAAGAAAGAACCGCUACUAUGGUUGCUUGCCGACUUUUGUCUGCAAACUGCUCAGGAAGAUGGCGCGCCCAUUUGACCCAGAAUCAGCUGUGUGUCAUCCUGUUAGUGGAUUUGCUUGAGUGUACACGAGGUGUGAAGUUUUCUGGAAAGAUUUCUGCCCUCUCAAUUCUGUUGGGAUUUUUGUUUGGAGGUUUUGAGGGACGUAUACAUGGUAUUACAUUCAAUCUUUCUAUUAAUAUCAUAGAAUCAUACUUCUGUUACACGAAUUACACAGAACAAAGUUGCACAUAACGGCUUGUUCAACUUAGUUUUUUUUUGGUUUGGUUUGUUUUUGUUUUGUUUUGUUUUUGUAUCUAGUAAGUAGCCAUUUUCUUGGAACUGUAAAAUGAAUGAAUCAAUCCGACCAAUUUUUUAAAAGUUCAAUUUUUCUUUAUUUAGGGGAGUUGUUUAAUUGAAUACACAUUCUAUUGUAACUAAUGCUCUGGACUCGAGAUAAAGUGAUAUAUUUUAAGCAUUUCUCCUUUAAUUCUAGGUAAAUCAAUGAAUAGUAUGUAUGUUAAUUUUAAACAGUUCGGUAAAUAUUGUGAUGUUAACUUUAUUGUUCAUUUGGUAUAUGGUUUGUUUGAGUUAUGGGAUCUAGAUUUUGUUUAUGGGCACACAUUUUAAACAUGGUAAUGGAAACAACUAAAACAAAUUAUUCAUAAUUGUAUAAUAGUUAUUUGGAUAAGAAUAUCGAAUUAAAAUUUUCAACUAAAAUUGUGACACUAGGAAAAAUAUUCUCACUCAAAUGUUAUCCAUCCAAAAUGCUCUUGUAACACAGUUUAAAUGUAUGUUUUAUAUAAUGCAAUUGGUCCCAUCUUGUUUUCUUUGUUG
Messenger RNA from Branchiostoma belcheri (Belcher's lancelet), 9490 nucleotides. RefSeq lists its product as uncharacterized. Gene Ontology annotation, molecular function: calcium ion binding. Bases 221 to 8389 code for a protein of 2722 amino acids. The record is from RefSeq and is a predicted model, not a curated record. Gene Ontology annotation, biological process: homophilic cell-cell adhesion. Gene Ontology annotation, cellular component: plasma membrane. Lineage: Eukaryota; Metazoa; Chordata; Leptocardii; Amphioxiformes; Branchiostomatidae. The transcript has 36 exons.